Messenger RNA from Drosophila bipectinata, 438 nucleotides. RefSeq names its product mucin-13. Lineage: Eukaryota; Metazoa; Arthropoda; Insecta; Diptera; Drosophilidae. The record is from RefSeq and is a predicted model, not a curated record.
AUGAAGCCCACUGCUCUACUUCUAGGUCUUCUCUUGUCGGUCCUCUGCUUCUCCAGCUUCGUGGCUGGAGCGGACGAUCCCACGGAUGGCAGCACCACUCCCACCGACGGAAGCACCACGCCCACUGAUGGCUCUACUACCCCAACCGACGGCUCGACCACCCCCACGGACGGCUCCACUACUCCCACCGACAGCUCUACCACCCCCACUGAUGGCUCGACCACCCCUACUGACGGCAGCACCACCCCAACUGAUACCUCCACCACCCCCACCGACUCCAGCCCCUCCCCAACUGCAAAACAACCGCAGAGCAGCUCGCCGCCGUCGCCAGAGGGCCCAACGUCGCCGCCAGAGAAUCGCCAACCGCAGGAGGAGGAACAGGAACAGUCGCAGGAACAACAGCAACAGGGUCGGCUAAAUGUAACAUUUACAUUGUGA